Molecule: messenger RNA, 1686 nt
Organism: Meira miltonrushii
Lineage: Eukaryota; Fungi; Basidiomycota; Exobasidiomycetes; Exobasidiales; Brachybasidiaceae
Exons: 2
Coding region: 1-1686 (561 amino acids)
Biological process (GO): carbohydrate metabolic process; GDP-mannose biosynthetic process
Cellular component (GO): cytosol
Molecular function (GO): mannose-6-phosphate isomerase activity; zinc ion binding
Source: RefSeq, a predicted model, not a curated record
AUGGGAGAAGAUAUGGCGAAAGGUGAAGUACGCCAAUUGAUGGUAGGAGGCGAUGAAUGGAAAGUAUCUGAAAACCCAAAGCAAGAUCGAGAAUGGGCACAACGCUAUCCGGAAAAAGGUGAAUUUGUUGGAGGUCUGAUUUCGGAAGUUGUUACGCCUGGAUUCGAUUGGCGAGAUCAUGAGUAUAUGACAAUUGCUUUACUCAAAAAGUUGUUUGGAAGCGAUCAAAGAAAGCGUAUCACUCAGCUAACAGGUCAGCUGUUGAACAUCUCACAAAUGACUAGCUCUUCUUCAACCAAUAGCGGUCCAUAUGGUCCUGUAUUUCAAUUAAUCCCGGGUGUACAAUCAUACGAUUGGGGAAAGACAAUUGCUCAAGGUUCACUCGUUGCUCAAUUUGCAGAAGCAACUUCGGAAUCUCAUUUCAAGAGAGAGGAUGGGAAACCAUACGCUGAACUAUGGAUGGGAACACACUCCACAUUACCCAGCAGCAUCAUACCACCAAAUGGGGAGGGAAAGAAUGAGUACCCCACUCUUGCUUCUUAUCUGCAAGAAUACCCCAAUCUAGUAGGAGACAAAGUCCAAGAACGCUUCGCAGGAUCAACCUCUUGGAAAGGAGAAUUGCCAUUCUUGUUCAAGAUUUUGAGUAUCGGAAAAGCAUUAAGUAUUCAAGCACAUCCAGACAAAGAAUUGGCCAGAAGACUUCAUGCAGAAAAGCCAAAGAUGUACAAAGAUAACAAUCAUAAACCAGAGAUGGCAAUCGCACUAACAAAAUUUGAAGGAUUUUGCGGUUUCAGACCUUUAAAGCAAAUUGCUCAUUUUAUCGAAAUCGUACCGGAAUUUCAAUCGGUUAUCAAUCCCAACGAUCAACUCAAAUCUUCUUUGGCGAAGGUCAAAAGUGCUUCCAGCAUUGAUGCAACAGAAACAAAGAAGCUUCUACGGGAGAUCUUUUCAGCUUUGAUGAAUGCCGAAGAGUCCCUUGUCAAGAAGUCGGUAUCAAAGAUUGCACAAAGGUAUGAGAGUGCCAUCAACUCAGGAAAAGCAAGUACAUUGGAAGUGGAAGAAGAUCUGGCAAAGCUGGUUAUCACGCUCAAUGCACAGUUCCCUGAAGACGUAGGUGUUCUGUGUUCGUUCGUGUUGAAUGUUGUUCAUCUUGAACCUGGACAAGCAGCUUUCCUGAAAGCAAAUGAACCACACGCAUACAUUGAUGGAGAGAUUGUUGAAUGUAUGGCAGCAAGCGAUAAUGUCGUGCGAGCAGGUCUCACACCAAAGGCUCGUGAUGUGCAGGUUUUGGUUGAUAUGCUUACUUAUGAAGACUCUCCUUCUGAUGAAAAGCGUAUGCAACCUCAACCUUUCAAACCGGAUCAGAGCAGUGCAAAUGCACAUAAAUAUACACAAUCAUCAAACGAUGCACCCUCUCUGCUCUAUGAUCCACCAAUUGAUGAAUUCAGCGUGGUACGUACCGUCUUACAAGCAAACGAAUCGGAGACACACAGAGCAAUAUCUGGCCCUUCAAUCUUGAUCGUUACGGCCGGCAAAGGAUCUUUAUCCGCUCAGAUAUCUUCAUCUCACACCUUCUCAGUGGAUACUCCAGGAAAGGUCUACUUUGUCGGAGCCAAUACCCCAAUCACUUUGCAAUCAACAGGAUCCGAUCCUUUGAUCACAUAUAGAGCUUUUGUUGAAGCUUAG